Messenger RNA from Cylicocyclus nassatus, 570 nucleotides. The record is from the annotation of a GenBank genome assembly. NCBI's taxonomy places the organism in Eukaryota, Metazoa, Nematoda, Chromadorea, Rhabditida, Strongylidae.
GCUUGACAAAACCACUCAAACUCUUUCUUCAAUGUUCCUUUUUCUGCUUCUGCCUAGUUUCGUCCUUGCUCAGCACAAAUGCUGGUUCGAAGGCUUUACAUGGGAUCACAAAGCUCCAUCCAUUCCGGGUGUUCCCGGUAACAUACUAAAGAAAAUAAAGGAGGACACGGGAAAAGAGAUUGACGGGACGCAACAAGUGCUGAUAAUACAAAUGGAAGUGCCCGAAAAUAUGAAGUCUUUCCUUCUGGUAGCUGCAAAAGCAAAAAACGAACCGAGAAAAUACUGUUUUGUGGGACAUGCAGGCCACACUGUUGUUUUCUCGUUCAAAAUAGGCAAAAAAUGCAUACGCCUCCUAAGGAAAGACUGUUAUAACAAAGGACUUAGUAAAGAGUUUAUGGGCAGGUUCAUCCAAUGGCUAAGAAACCGAAAAAUAUAAAUAUAGCUUAUAUACAAAUUAUAUAUUUUGUUUUGAACGUGUUAGAAUGAAUAUUUGACUUUUGUUGGUGGAUUCUUCUCUUUAUCUUUGCGAUAUUGUAGUUUGAUGAGUGCCAUGAAAAUUUCGCGAACAAA